AUGAACAUGCCAAACGGGCGAGGGAGCGAGUACUUAAUCGCGGAGAAUCAUAGGCGAAUACCCGACGAAAACUUUCAUUUCUCGCUUAAGCUCGAGAUGUCCAACCACCCGGACGAUCACUUCUCCUAUGGAUGCUUCUCAAGAACACCGCGGAGGAGUCCCGCUGGCGGGACCAACAAUAAUGGUGGGAGUGCGCGCCGUGGUUUCUUUCAUAUGGGACAGGGUGGGCGAGCCCAGCUGCCUCCUCUUCAUCUACCGUUUCGAGCCUCACGUUCUCCAGGUCCGUUUUCCUUCAACACGCCUAACAAUCAGCAAGAACAUCAAGUUCGAAACGAUUAUGGUAUGGGAGGGGCGUACGGUCAGCAGGGGUGGCCCGUCAACCCGCCGUCUGGGCACCAUCAACAGACUUCAUUUCAAUCUGAUCCAAGAUUAGCAGCACAAGCACAAUAUGGCUCAUAUCCGCACCGAACACCAUCAGCUAUGAUACCAGAUACCAGUGAUCCUCGCACGCUGCCACCUCUUAAUAUGCCUCAUUCACAAGCUCAUCCUGGUGCGUCCGGCCAGCAUAUGGUUGGUGGUACACAUAUUAGAUCGCCUAUUGCAGGCUAUCCUCCUUCCUAUGCUCCUUAUCCGGAACAGCCACAACCCAGUGGCUCUUUCCUUGCUCCUGAUCCCAGAAACCUUCCACCGCCGGUGCCGUCUAUGGGUCUCGACCCAUCUGCGAAUAUGAUGCCUCGACGCGCCUCGAUGUCCGUCGAUCGCUCUGCACCUUCGCGCCUCUCUGUCCACGGACCAUCACCAUACCCACGGAAUCCGUCCGUGACAUCGCCAUCCGCAUAUAUUCCAGAUGAUGCGUCUAUAUCUGAGCCGGCGAUCAAGAAAAAACGAAAGCGGGCUGACGCCGAGCAGCUGAAGGUCUUGAACGAAACUUACAAUAGGACUGCGUUCCCGUCGACUGAAGAGCGGGCCGAGUUGGCGAAAAGAUUGAACAUGUCUGCUAGGAGCGUGCAGAUAUGGUUCCAGAAUAAGCGACAGGCGAUGCGCCAAAGCUCUCGCCAAGCACAGGCCUCUGCGCCGCCGAGCGUAAAUGAUCCUUUUGCAUCGGCGUCGCAUGCCGGUGCUGCCUUUCCCGCCCCAGGAUCUUAUGGUGCCCCAUCAUCUAGUUCGGUGAAUAUGGGCCAGCCUUACGGAGCCAUGCACCCAGGGGAUGUACCCCAUCGUACCCCGAGCCGCCUAAUCCCGUCUCCGACCCCAUCAGCACACCAUCGUGGUCGGAGUCACGAAGGCGACGACAGGGACCCUCGGCGAUUCUCAGGACGUCCCUUUUGA
Fibroporia radiculosa is the source of this 1329-nucleotide messenger RNA. RefSeq lists its product as uncharacterized. The record is from RefSeq and is a predicted model, not a curated record. Gene Ontology annotation, biological process: cell differentiation; regulation of transcription by RNA polymerase II. Lineage: Eukaryota; Fungi; Basidiomycota; Agaricomycetes; Polyporales; Fibroporiaceae. Bases 1 to 1329 code for a protein of 442 amino acids. The transcript is spliced from 4 exons. Gene Ontology annotation, molecular function: DNA-binding transcription factor activity, RNA polymerase II-specific; RNA polymerase II cis-regulatory region sequence-specific DNA binding.